Molecule: messenger RNA, 2667 nt
Organism: Eucalyptus grandis
Lineage: Eukaryota; Viridiplantae; Streptophyta; Magnoliopsida; Myrtales; Myrtaceae
Product: disease resistance protein At4g27190-like
Exons: 1
Coding region: 1-2667 (888 amino acids)
Molecular function (GO): ADP binding
Source: RefSeq, a predicted model, not a curated record
AUGGCCGAGGCAUUUGCUACCUCCGUUGCAUCGAAUCUUGUGUCGAAACUAGGUGAGUACCUAUUUGCUCCCAUUGGACGUCAAUUUGGAUACGUGCUGUGCUACAAGAGCUACGCCCAAGAUCUCGAAAAUGGGGUCGAGAAGCUGGAGAUUUCGAGAGAAAGGGUGCAGUACUCCGUCAAUGAAGCCGUGUAUGGCGGAAAACCUAUACACACUGAUAUUAAGAAAUGGUUGGAUAGUGUGGAGAACAAGGCUACCGAAGCACAAAAUUUGUUAAAACAAGGAGAAAGUGCAAAAAGUGCUUGCUUCCAUGGGUGGCUUCCCAACCUGGUGGUGCGCCAUCCAAUUGGCAGGAAGAUGAAGAAGAUGACUCAAGUCAUUAAGGAACUCCAAGACAAAAGCGCAAAUAGUAACUUCCAGAAGGUCUCCCAUGAGGAUACUCCGAUAGGAAUUGUCAAGAAGCCCACUUCCACGGCUAGAUCUGUUGUCAAGAAAGAGGAUGUCCUAGAGUCGAGGGCUUCAAUCACAGAGGAUAUAAUAAAAGUUAUAGCUGAUAACAAAGUUUUUGUGAUUGGGGUGUAUGGACCAGGUGGGGUUGGUAAGUCCAAGCUUUUGGAAGACAUCGAAAGGAAAGUUAAAGAAGAAAACUUGUUCGAUGUGGUUGCCACUGCAAAUGUAUCACGCAAUCCAGAUCCAAAAAGAAUUCAAGCAGAAAUUGCUUAUGCACUAGGUCUCAUGCUAACGAAUGAUGAACCUACUCGUGGAAGAGCAGAUCGUUUGUGUAAGAGGUUGGAGAGUGAUUCUAAGAAAAUUCUCAUAAUUUUAGAUAAUCUAUGGACGAAGCUAGAGUUGAAGGAGAUUGGAAUCCCUUGCGGAUAUGACAAUAAAGUAAGAAAUUGCAAGCUAUUGCUAACGUCUAGGUACCGAGAUGUUUUGCUCAAUGACAUGGUCUCUGACCAAGAUUUCCGACUCAAUGAGUUAAAGCACGAAGAAGCACGAAGACUUUUUGAAAGAACUGUAGGGGACAGAGUUAACGAUCCUGAGUUAAAGUGCAUGGUAGAUAAAGUGGUCGAGAAUUGUGGAGGCUUGCCACUUUUGAUUCUCUCGGUUGCAAAAAGGUUGAAGCAUGGAGAUUCGGCUGAAUGGAGAAAUGCUUUGACCAAUAGAGAAUGGUCGGAUGCAAAAUCACUAGUGGAACUAAAUUACAAUGACUUAAAAGAUGAGAGGAUCAAAUCAUUGUUCUUGGUUUGUGCUCUAGACCCUAUGAGUAUUUUCAUGAGGUGUUCCCUUGCCUACUGCAUGGGUUUGGGUUUAUAUAGAAAGUUCAACAAGACCAUCCAAAAUGCUGGAGAGAGGUUGACCUUGGAUCUACGUAGCCUGCAAGACUCUUCUUUAUUACUAGAUAGUGAUGAAAAUGAAGUGUUCAAAAUGCAUGACAAAUUUGUUGACGUAGCUAUCUCUAUUGCUUCCACGGAAUGGAAUGCCUUGGUCGGGACAAAGGAUUGUGGGUUUAAAGAAUGGUCAAAGGAUGAGCUCAGAAAAUGCACCGCGAUGUCCAUCCAACUUUCUGGCAUUGACAAGCUUCCUGAAAUAUUGGACUGCCCAGACUUGAGGAUCCUUUUAUUACACGAACACAACUUUAAAAUUUCCGACUCCUUCUUUCAAUCUACGAGGAAGCUCCAAGUCUUGGACUUUACUUGCUUGUCUUUCACCUCUCUACCUUCAUCGAUGGAGUUCCUUGAAAACCUCAAGUCGCUAUCUCUUGAUUUCUGCCAUCUAGAUGACGUGAGUGUUCUUGGAAAGCUGAAAGGAUUGCAGUUCCUAAGUUUUCAUGGAUCUACAAUUGCUCGGCUACCCACAGAGAUAGGUGGACUAAUAGAAUUGAGAUUUUUGGACUUGACAAGUUGUAUUAAGCUUAAAGUUGUCGAACCCGGUGUGCUUGGAAGCUUGGUUAAUUUAGAAGAAUUGUAUAUGGAAGAUAGUUUUGAUCAGUGGGAGCUCGAGGGUAAAGCACCGCGAAGCAACGCCAUCCUAUCUGAGUUGAAGAACAUGAAAAAUUUGAGUACUCUGUCCAUUGCCAUUCCCCAUUCAGCCUACCUCUCAAGGCACCUGCCAUUUGGAAAAUUGAACAAGCAUAAAAUCCAAAUUGGGGAAGUUUGGAAUUGGCGGGGCAAGUACAAAGAAUCCAGAACUUUAAAACUCAAGCUCAAUUCGGGCAAUCUUCUUCUUGAAGAGUGGGUGCAGAAAUGUUUGCAAAGAACGCAAGAUCUCCACUUGGAUGGAUUGCAAGAUGGCAAUGAUAGCAUUCAUGAUUUGUGCAUCGAAGGAUUUCAAGAAUUGAAGCAUCUUCACGUACAAAAUAGCCCCUCAUUUCAGUAUGUUGUUCACUCCACAGAGAAUUUCCAGUAUACUGCAUUUACGAGAUUGGAAUCUUUGUUUCUCGAGAAUCUAAGCAACUUGGAGAAAAUUUGUCAUGGCUGUCUUGCUCAAGAAUCCUUUAGCAAGUUAAAGAUUUUGAAAGUGGAUAAUUGUGAUGAAAUCAAACAUUUGUUUUCUUUGUCCAUGACGAGAAUAUUGCCGCAAGUCGAAGAGAUUCAAAUAAGCAAGUGUCAUUUGAUGAAGCAAAUUGUUGCAUAUGCCAAGGCAAAUGAAGACAAAGAUGAAUAG